CCCAGAGGCCUCUGCCCGACAGUGGUAACGGCACAGUGGAGGGUCGUGGUCUUUCCCCGUUUCGCCUUAGAGCCUUCGACUUCUGGCUCCGCCUCUGUGCGCAGAGUGACUCGCCGGCCAGCCGCGCCGGGUUCGAUCAGUAAGGAGGUCCUGCCUAUCCAGUGAGUGCUACACAUCUGUCUGAAGUGGGACACAAGCAAGAUUGCUCAAGAGGUGCCCAGUGUAAUACUAGCAGUCUGAAAUCUUCAGCUUGGAUGCAAAACACUCGUUUCUCAUCUAAGAUUUCACCAUCACUAAUUUUGGGAUUUGACUGAAAAAAAAAAAAUAGAAAAGAUGGACUGGAAUGUAAGACCACUCCAGAAUGCUGUUGCGAAGAACCCCCAAAGUCAAGAUGGAUGUUACUCUCAUUUGCUUUCUAAUGCACAUACUUUUCCUGAGAGAAAUUCCUAUUCCUCUGCUAAUGCAUGCACUUAUCCUGGGAAUAACCAAACGAUGUAUGUGCCAACUAGCAAUACUGCCUUCAGUCUUGUAAAUGUUGGAGGAUUCAAAACUUCAGAUCAGGCCUUACCAGGAACAUCUGUAUCUGGUAAUGAUUAUGAUGUUUUUAUCUCAAAGCACUCAGCCGAUCGACCUCGACAGUCCUAUGUACCAAUAGCUCCAAAACCUCCCAAAUGGACAUCACAUUUGCAAGCAGAGAUAACUCAGACUUCUUGGCCAGCAUCUAAUGCCUACAUGUAUUCUCAUAGAAAUUUACCUCCGUUGUCUUCUCAAAGCAGCACUGGAAGUAACGUGAGGAGCGUACAUCAAGAUCCUCAGUAUGCUACCACCAAUGGUUACGCUGGGUGGCCGCAAAUACCACAGCCUAAUUCAAUGAGAACUACAUCAUUAUAUCAAAGUACCAUUCAUUCCCAGAGUACUUCUGCAUCUCUUGGUAUGUCUGGGCAACUUGUCCAAAACCAGACAUAUCAUCCUAAUGCUCAGUUUCAAGUUUUACACUCACUGAAUCAAAAUACUGAAGCAAAUGUACAGCGGGCACAAUAUCAGCCAAGCCCAGUGGGAUCAGAAGCUCCUAGUGGAUGUUCGGCACCAUCUCUGUUGCCUGCCAACUGUGAUUCCAGAGCUGCAGCACAGUCUUCAAUAGAGGUAUCACAUGCAGUUCAAAGUGUGCCUAGUAGAUACACUUUUAGCCAACAGAGGUACUCAUCAGAUCAAAAAAAUGUGUCUGGUUUUAAUAGUGUUCAGCAACAAUUUCAGAAACAACUGUCUGGAGGAGUCGGUCAAUCAGUUGGGACUGUCUGUAAAUCAAGUGGAAGUGUGACUGCAAGUCAUCCUCUUAGUGAAAUGUCAGUGCCAUCUCCUGACAUUUACAAAGAACUGUAUAGUAUUCUAAACAAAAUGGAAACUCUUUCUUCAGUGGCUGCUUCAAAGCAACUGAGUGAUCCUGCUUCAGGUCAAGAAAGUUUGAAGACCGAGUCUGUUAAUUCUCAAAUUUCUUCAGCGGGAGUAGAAGGCAGAACAAAUGCAGGAGACAGACUAGCUUGGGAAUCUCAAAAGCUGCUUGCUAUGAAAAAAAGAAGCUUCCUGCUUGAAAAGAUGGAUCAUUUUAGAAGAAGACUCUUAGCAGCUUCAGAAUAUGAUGAAGGUACUCUCCCCGCUCCUCCAAGUUACCAAGAUACUGUCUCUCAUCAUCUGUGUGCACCCAACCAAAAUGUACUAGCUUCAUCUGAAACAGUGAGGAUAGGUAGUCCAAAAAGUAAUUCUUUAUCUGAAGAAAGAAGGGACAAAAACGUAGUCACUGUUGACAACAGAAGAUUAGAGGUGACUCAAAGUAACCAUUGGGGGGAGCAGGGAAGCCUUUCAUCAACCGCUGCUCCUGUUCCCUCUCAGAGCAAACGCCCUGCUCCAUUAAAGAAUCCUGAGAGCACUCCUGUCUCAGCACAAAGGGGUGCAGAUGCCGUGGCCUCCUCUGAAACUGUGACAUCCUUGAAUAAUGCUUCAUCUUUUAGUCAAGUGAGUAGCUCUAUUAAAACUGCGUCAAAGAAUGUGCCAUCAUACCCUGAGAACUCAUCCUUUCUUCAGUUUGUACUGAGCAGCACGAAUAUAUUGAAAGAGAAGACAGCUGGUGCUACCGCUGAUAAAAUACUGACCAAUCUCUUGUGUAAUGAAAAAACACUUGUAGACACAUCUGCUUCAGAUGGAAACUUACUAAAGGACACUAACAAGAAAAACACAGGAAGUUUGAAAGGUGAGCAGGCAUUUGUGGUUCACACAAACGGUCCUGUAUCAGAAACAACCGGUUCUGGUGAAGCUGAAUUUCAGAGUAAUGUAGCUCAGAAAAAAAAGACGCUUACUGAAAAUACAUCUUUUAAACAGAACAGUCAUAGUGUGGAAGAGGUAACUGUAUGCCUGGGCUUGUGGAAAAAGGGUCCUUCAGAAGCUGCAAAGGUCCAAAAAAGCCAAUCAAACGAAAGCCCCGCAGCAAAUCGGGUUUCACUUUAUAACCAAAACACAAAAAAUAGAGAACAAAAUGUUGGUUUGGUUAAUAGAAAUACAGAUGAAGCAGUUUUGCCUGUAGCAGCUGCUUCUGCAGGACAAAAACUCGAUACAUUGGGUUGUAAUUUGAUAAAAAGUAUUGAACUUCAGGUUGCAGUUGUCUCUCCUUUAGUACUUGCUAAAAAGAGAACGUGGAGCGAGCAGGCGGACAAAUGCCCAACAUCUGCAGCUAAAACCUAUCCAGUAAUUGACUUGGAGAGCACAUGUAGCUUGCAAGAAGAGGGGGAAAAUGAUGUAAGUGUGGUAAAUGCUGAUAAAGAAACAGUAGAAAUUGUUGACUUGUCACCUAGUGAUUGUGUUCUAGUAGAGAAAGAGGACUCAGAUCUGCAGCAGACCAAGUUAGCUGAUGGAAACACGUUGCAGAAAAACAGCGUGAGCGCAAAUGAUUCACGUGAUGAAAACCGAAAGAAACGUAGUCAACCUGCACAAGAUACCAGUGAAAAUCUGCAGCAGGGAUUACAAAACAAGCCUUCUCUUCCUGAAUUUGGCCCAAAUUUUUCUAGUCAAAUCUUUCAAGAAGGUGUAAGAGGCAAUAAAGACAAACAAGCUUUGUUAGAGACAGAAGAUACAUCCACAGUUGUGAAUGCAGAACAGAUGCUUUGUAUUUCUAGUGUGUGUUCUCUUGUUGAAGGUGAUAGGUUUUAUAAUCCACAAAUAGCAAGUAUCUUCAGGUCAGAUUCUGAGACACAGGCAUUAAAUGGUAGCUCAUCAGAAGAAAAUGCAUCUGAACCAAGGCAAAAGAAACAACGGCUGGACUUGUAUAAAAAUAAGCUGAGUAAUAACACUCCCCAAAGAGAGACCUUGUUGCAAAAGAUGCUGGGAGAAUCAUCAAGCUGCACUAGUAAAGCACGUACGAAUUGGAAUGGUACCACAAUCAGUCACUUGGAGAAAGAAAACAGUGGUAGUCUUACUGAAAAGGUUUCUGCCACAGAAGAGAAAAUAUUACCCAAUUUAUCUAUCAAGCAUCCUGAAAAUGACCUGGAAAUUCCUGCUAGUGUGAACCAGCAGUCGGCUCAAAAUUCACCAGAUUCAUCAAUCAGUGUGACUGCUGAAACAGACUUGUCAACUGUUCCAAGAGAUAUUAGUAAACAAAACGAUGUGCUCAGUAAACAAAGUGACAUGCCCAGUAAAAAUAGCACAGAAAAAGAGGUAAUCUUUUGUGAUGCAGAACCUCUAAAAUGUCUAAACAAUCAGUUGUCUGAACUGAUGCAUUGGUUUCCAUAUGGCAUUGAAAGUGCUAAUUUGCGACCAAAAGAACCAGUACGGAACAAUUCUGUGACUGGCUGGGUAGAGACUCAACCUCAGAAGGAGACUCAAACUUGUGAUAAAAAUACUCCUUUGAAGGACCCAGUAGAUGAGAUCAAAAUCAAAGUGUUAAGCUCUGAUCAGAUACAAGAACUGUUUCCUGAACACAACCGGUGUUCCUCUGAUGACAGCAGGAGAACAGCAAGUCAACAGUCAGAAAAGGUGUCAGCUGAGGAGGAAAACGCUGAAGGCAGUGUUCAUCCUGGUCAGAGUCUGUGUGAGAGUGAAAAAAAAACACCAAAAACUCCCAACCCCAUAAAAGAGGAAAAGGAUCAUUCUUCAGUGAGUUUAUCUGUACCAUGUAAAAUACCACAGGACCCCUGUAAACUUGGAAUAUCCGAUUCAGAAAAAAAUGAUGAUCAGCUUUCAAAAGCUGAACAUACUAGCUGUACAGAGAGCCAGUUGAACGACAGUAAAUCUGAUGAUCUAGUGAAAAACGAAUGUGCAGUUGAAAAACUUCACGUUUCUGAAAGGGUCCCAAACAGCAUUAGCACAAAUGAAGAAGAUAUUUCUAAAUGUACCUCUGUAAUGUGUGAAAAUGCUGAGCUAAAGGCGAGUAAUGAAUGCAAAGAGCAUGUAACACAACAGGAAAGAAUUGGGCCACCUAAUUCCUCUGAAAACCAGGAUGCUGAUGAAUCUAAAAGCAGCAACUUGAAGGAAGAACUACAGAUCAGUGGAGGAAAUCCAUUGUUAGACAAAGAACUUUGUUCUGACAAAAAGGAAGAGGAAGUUUUCAAACCAGAGUUGUUUGCAAAAGAUGAAACCAAACCAGAUUUGGCCAUGAAAUCCGAGCCAGACAUCCAUGAAUGUACGAAGUCAGAAACUGUUGAAAUUAAGCAUGCUGAAGUUGAUCAAGGACAAAAAAUUAACACUUGUGAAAAGUACUCAGGUGAAGGACAAGACUGUAGGAAGCAAAAGGAGAUACUUGAUCAAGAUGUAGAAAUUAACAUCAGAAGUAAUGCCAACUUAACAGAGGUAAACCAUAAAAACUCUAAUAGUUAUGGUACUGAUGCUAUAAACUUCCCAAAUUGUAGCACUGUAGACUUUAAGUCAAGGAACCCCAAAUAUUUGCAUCAUAAAUCUGUGAAAGUUCAUCCUUCACAAGAACAGUCAUACAAACGGAAGAGGAACGGAAAUGUGAUUGGCAAGAGAGACCCUAAGAAAAUAAAGGUGGAAGAAGCAAGACUGAAACAUCUGGAAGCAAAAAAUUCCAAGCAUUUUUCACACCCUUGCAUGAUAAAUACUGACAAAGCUAAAAAGCUGAACAGAGAAAAAGGCUGCAAAAGGAAGAGUUCAUUAGCAGAUCGCUCUCUGCUUAAACUGCAUAAAAAAGGGCCUCAAUCUUCUACCGUCUCUAAAAGCUACUUCUCUAGCAAAGACAAAUGUCUUGAUAUUCAAAACCAAGACAACUGCUCUGAGAAAAUGUUUCCUGAUAAAAACCUGCUAUACUUAAAUAGAAGAAACAACAGAUUAAAAUUGCAUGUUCAAAAGGAACCAAAAAUACAGUACCUGAACAGAGUUGCAUUUAAACGCACAUCCCAGGAACGCAUAUAUCUGACAAAACUAGAGACAUCACCUGUCAGACAUGUCCGGCAUGCAAAGCCCAGAGCAUCCAAGAACAACACAGAGGCAAAACGAGACACUUCUGUCUCAGAAGUUAAAGCACACAGACUGGAUGUGCUAGAAUUCAAGCUGUGUCCAGAGAUACUGUUCAGAAAUCCAGCUGCUGAUGAAGAAAUCUCAGCUGCAAAUAAUUCCGUGGAAAGAGAGAAAACUGUUGUGGCAGGUGUCAAGAGUAAAAAAGAAGAUUGGUUAAAAUGUGAUGCAGUGAAGCAAAAAAAGCUGGAAGGAAUCUUUACAGAUGAGGACUGUAUUCCACUUGAUACAGCUAUAAAGCUUCUGGAUGGAGAUGGUGAGGCCCUUCACAUUCCAGUGAAAGACUCAAAAGAGGUGUUUCAGACCUACCGGAAAAUGUAUCUGGAAAAAAAGACUCAAAAGCCUUGAUAGCACUCCUAUAUCAUAGGUUUCACUCAGUAUCACUGGGGAAAAAAUGCCAGCACUAAAAUGCUUUUCUUCUUCCUUCAUAUUUCUGAAUUAUUGUAAAUAGAUGUAUGUAAUUUUUGUUUGGGUGUUGGCAUUGUUCCCCUCUCGUAUCUGUGAACGAUUGAGAUUGUGUUCUGUGUUUUCGCAAAACCAUGCUUUGAUGCUGAAAAUGGCAUUGUUCAGUUACUGUUUCUUUUUGCUAUAUUGGAAUUUUUGUGGCUUUUUUGGUUUUGCUUGUUUGGUUGUUUUUUGUUGUUGUUGUUGUUUUGUUAUUUCGGUUUUAUGAUACGGGAGUUAGCUGAAUCUUGACCACAAUGACCUCAAACUCCUUUAAACUGUCAUAGUUGUGGUUUGUUUUCUGAUUAUGAAACAUUUCGAUUCGUGAUACUUUCCAUUGCUGGCAGUGGAAAAACUUUCCUACUGGAAAGGAAUUGCAGUAGAUUCCCAAGCAUUACACCUUUAUGCUGAUCUCCUUGUUGUGUUUCUUAAAAGGUUUUCUAUUUUUGUAGAAACUUCUUUUUUUUUUAAGAAAAGGGGUAGUGAAAACAUAAAAAUCUUGGGAUUAGACACACAAAUCAGUGGAUACCAUGAAGUAUUUCUCCUACUACCCAAUUUCCUUACAUUGCUUUUCGUGGAACUUGUGAGUUUUUAAUCUGAACAUAAUGCUGUAAACUGAUAGUUGACUGAAGAGUUCUUUAGUUUUCCUCUCUCUUUGCUUUCUUCACACUAGAAAGGUGUGAUUGUUGAAGUUCAAAGAGUUUGAACUAGCUCGUGUCCAGAUUAUGUUUCUUGCUUUUUAACUAGGCUGUAAUUAGUAUCUUCUGUUUAUAAAGUGUUAGAUAAUAUUUGCCUCUGUGUUCACUGUGGUGUAAGAGUUCUCUUUGUUGCUGAAUAUCUUCCAUUCAAGUGCCUUUUCAUUAUUGUUUGGAAUUUUGAAACGAGUAAUUUUUUUUUUCCUUCACAAAGUUCAUACUUGAUUAUACCUGUUUAAACCUUUAUACUGAAAGUACAAAAUGUAGAUAUUUCAUGGAAUGGUUUUUAUACUAGAAAUAAACUUCUGAAGGCUAUGCCUUGUCUCUUGA
This is a messenger RNA of Pogoniulus pusillus (Red-fronted tinkerbird), 6983 nucleotides long. It is a transcript of the gene RESF1, whose product is annotated as retroelement silencing factor 1. The coding region runs from base 334 to 5862 and encodes 1842 amino acids. Gene Ontology annotation, molecular function: histone methyltransferase binding. NCBI's taxonomy places the organism in Eukaryota, Metazoa, Chordata, Aves, Piciformes, Lybiidae. The transcript is spliced from 6 exons. Gene Ontology annotation, cellular component: nucleus. The record is from RefSeq and is a predicted model, not a curated record.